Molecule: messenger RNA, 669 nt
Organism: Penicillium digitatum Pd1
Lineage: Eukaryota; Fungi; Ascomycota; Eurotiomycetes; Eurotiales; Aspergillaceae
Product: GIG1 family protein
Biological process (GO): N-acetylglucosamine metabolic process
Cellular component (GO): cytoplasm
Source: RefSeq, a predicted model, not a curated record
AUGCCCGAAGUACCAGCAGUCCCUGCUUUUAAUCUAACGGAAUUGGACUACAAGCUCCUGGCCAUGACCGAUGAGGAAUUCAUAUACCACGACUGGGAAGACCUGAAAAGUAUCAUCGCGCGAAAUGAUCUCGGUGCUCUGAAGCGGAAGCCUUCCGAUCUCCGUCGAUACCUGGCCUGGACACAAGAGACCAAAACCCAGUAUGGCACGAUCAUGAAUUAUAUCUGCCAACAACGAUUAAAGUGGCAUUUACCGGUAAAUACUGGCGGCACUGAAUCCGCGGUUGACCAGCAGAGUGGAACCCUGGUGACCUUCAAGAACCCGCGUCCCUUUGCCGAUCCCGAGGACUACAAGAUCCUCCGCAAUGACUGGCCCUAUGGCCUCACUCCCGGAAUUUCACAUCUGGUUGUGUGGCUGCGGACUCCCAUCCCUGUACAAUCUGGUGAGGGCCAUCUGACCGAUGAAUCUCGUGCAAUGAUCAACGGGUUUGUUCGAAAGACUUUUGUCGAUCGUUUGGCCAAGGAUCCUCAAAAUUUCUCAGACCCUGACUCCCAUGUGCUGUGGUUUAAGAAUUGGGUUGGUUUACAGAGUGUGAGGGCAUUGGAGCAUGUCCACAUUUUGGUUCGUGAUGUUCCUGAGGAUAUCCUAUUUGAAUGGAUAAACGAGUGA